Molecule: messenger RNA, 4630 nt
Organism: Sinocyclocheilus grahami
Lineage: Eukaryota; Metazoa; Chordata; Actinopteri; Cypriniformes; Cyprinidae
Product: RIMS-binding protein 2-like
Exons: 23
Coding region: 521-4228 (1235 amino acids)
Biological process (GO): neuromuscular synaptic transmission
Molecular function (GO): protein binding
Source: RefSeq, a predicted model, not a curated record
CAGGAUUGUGUCCACUGUGUUCAUCCUGAAAGUUUGCUUGGUAAGUCACUGCCCUGUCUGCCCUCUUCCCCUGCAGCUGAAGCAGGAGGCCCAGCCGUUGCACCUGGCCUAUCACGGAGCCCACCAUGUGAGUCGCUGCCGCCUCCUAGAGGACAAGAACAGAGCUCUUAAACAAGAGCUAGCCACACUUAAACAGCAGAAACAGCAGCACCGAUCCCUGGAGUCAGAUGUCAAUGUUUGCAGGAAAAGGUGUCAGAUCCUUGAGAGAGAAGUGAAAAACAAGACAUUAGAAUGUAAGACUUUGAAGAAUGAGCUUCAGGAUGCUUUGCUGGAGAGAAAACGGCUCAAUCGUGAGCUACUUAGUCACGUACUGAAGGCCACACAGUAUGAUAAGGUAAAGUCAGACUAUGAUCGGCUCAGAAAGGCUUUUGCGUGUGUGAGUCAAGAGAAAGACUCUGCCAGGCAGGAGAAGGCUCAGCUCCAAGACAAACUGGAGAACCUUGAGCAGGUCCUGAAGCAUAUGCGAGAGGCUGCGGAUCGGCGGCAGCAAUUGGAGGCAGAGCAUGAGCAGGCCUUGGCUUUCCUCAACUCCAGACAGCAGGAGAUCAACCUUCUGCAGAAGGUUCAGGCUGAAGCUGAAAAAGAACGCGAAGAAGUGGUGCAUCUGCUAGAGAGCCAUAUGGACAAAAUGCAGGUCAAGGUUCAUGACUUAGAGCAGAAAUGCCGGACACAGAGUGAGCAGUGCAAUAUUUUGUCGAAAGAGCUGGAGAGAUAUCACCUGGGGUCAGACACGGAGGAGACACUGAACACUGACUCACAGGAGAAAAACAGUUACAACAGCCUGCAGCGCGAGGCUGAAAAAAUCGGAUCUCCACUGGUCUCAGAACUGCCCAUAGUACAGCAACACAAGAGAGACAAGCCAGAGCAGCUGUCGAUCAAACCCACCGUCCAAACCCAGAGUCGCUCCAGUAGCCCCAUGCAAGCAUCCCUCUCAGAGAUGGAGAAUGAGGUGAGCCCUGCUCCGAGGUCCAAAGCGAGAUACACAGGCCAGGUCCGCCUCGGCACUGUCCGAUACAGUUAUAAUCCCUAUGAUGGACCUAAUGAGCAUCCAGAAGCAGAGCUUCCUCUUGUGGCAGGGAAGUAUUUGUACGUAUAUGGGGACAUGGACGAUGAUGGAUUUUAUGAAGGAGAGCUGUUGGAUGGCCAGCGUGGCCUGGUUCCCUCAAAUUUUGUGGAGUUUGUCCAGGACAAGGAAAAGCCAUCUAUCGAGGGUGGAGAGGAGCAGGGCAGGCUGGAGCAGAGCUGUCUGAGCCUGAUGACCAUAGAUGGAGGUGCUCAUCUGGACAGCCUUAGGAGCGACGCCCUCGGCCACUGCACCAACGGGACAGGUGCACUGGAUGGAGAGGAGCUGGGUGACGACAUUGUGCCUUACCCCAGGAAGAUCAACCUGAUCAAACAGCUGGCAAGAAGUGUGAUAGUGGCCUGGGAAGCGCCUCUAGUGCCCCUUGGCUGGGGCAACAUCAAUGGCUACAAUAUCUUAGUGGACGGGGAAGUACGUUCCUCUGUGCCAUUUGGAGGCAGGACCAAACUGCUUCUCGAGAAGCUGGAACUGGCUUCCUGCACAUACCGCGUGUCAGUACAGAGCGUGACGGACAGGGGGCUCUCCGAUGAGUUGCGCUGCACCUUGCUGGUGGGCCGCAAUGUUGUGGUGGCACCCACCGGCUUGCGCAUGGAUGAUAUUUUACGUGACUCCGCCGAACUUUCGUGGCUUCCCAGUAAUAGUAACUACGGCCAUGUUGUGUACUUAGAUGGUGUGGAGCAUGCUGUGGUGAGGCCGUGCUCUUACAAACUGCGUUUUGUGAACCUGAAGGCCGCCACAGUGUACAAGGUAAAAGUGUUGGCCAAACCUCACCAGGUGCCCUGGCACAUGCCCCUGGAACAGAGAGAGAAGAGAGAGGCUGGGGUGGAGUUCUGCACCCAAGCUGCAGGACCCCCUCUACCUCCUCAAGAAGUCCAGGUCCAGUGUGGACACGCCCCAGGGGUCCUCCAAGUCCGUUGGAAGCCCCCUCCAAUGACAACCAUGGGAACCUCCAAUGGUGCAAAUGUCAUUGGCUAUGCAGUGUGCACAAAGGGUCAGAGGAUUGCUGAGGUGAUGUAUCCACUGGCAGACUAUGUGGCAGUAGAACUGAACCGUCUCCAGUGCUUGGAGGCCCAUGAGGUUAUUGUCAGGACUUUAUCAGCACAAGGGGAAUCUCAAGACUCCCAUGCCGCCGUCAUUCCAAACCACCUGCUGGUGCCUCUUCUUAAAACCCUCCCUCCUUCUCACCACAUGCCCCAGCAGUCCCAACCAAUGCCUCCUCAUCCCCAAAUCCGGACCCUUCCCCCUCACCCUGGACCCCAACCACCCACCCAUCUCCAACCCCUUCCCGUUCACCCCAACCAGCCCCCAUCUCAUCUCCAUCCCCACUGUAUGCCCCAUCACACACAGCCCUCUCCACCCCACCUCCAGCCUUUACCACCACACCCCAUUCCAAUGCCUCAGCCUCAGUCGUCCAUGCCAAUGCCCCAACCCCAGCCACCCAUGCCUAUGCCUCAACCCCAACAGCCCAUGGCCAUGCCCCAACCACAGCCAGCCAUCCCCAUGCUCCAUCCCCAGCCCACUAUCCCGAUGCCCCAGCCUCACAUUCCCCAACUGCCCCUUCCCCAAUCCCAAAGACCACUAAGUGCCAGAGAGCUGGAAACCAAAGAGCAAGGGCCAGGAAUGCUUCAUCAUGGAGGGGGCCCACCUCAGCCAUGGGAGCCUGGCUGCUCCCCAUCUGGCCUGCCUACAGGCUUGCCACACGGACACACCCUGGAUGCCCCGGCCUGCCCAAACCGCCGCUCCCCAUCACCUCAAAGGAUCCUCCCCCAACCCAGGGGUACGCUCAUUCCUGACACUGUUGCCAAGGCUAUUGCCCGAGAGGCAGCCCAAAGAGUGGCUGCAGAGAGUGGACGGAUCGAGAGGAGAAGCCAGGGCUUUCACUCUCAAAAUUCAGAUGAGGAAGAGGAUGAGGAAAGCUAUCAGGCCCACAGAAGAGGAGCAUCUAUGGAUGACUUCCUCAGGGGCUCAGAGCUGGGCAGGCAGUCUCAUUACAGUCACAGCGAAGAGUAUCAUACAGAGAGCAGUCGAGGCUCGGACCUCUCAGACAUCAUGGAAGAGGACGAGGAGGAGUUGUAUUCUGAAAUGCAGCAUGAAGAAGGCAGGCGACGAAACUCCCACAAUGCACCCAAGACCGGAGCCAGCACUCCAUCUUCGAGUCAGCUGGAUCGGGAAUCAUACCGGAAGCCAUCUCACCGAGAACCUCAACCUCAGCGCCGACCCCUCACGGUCCCAUCCAUUGAUGGAUACCGGGACCAAAGUCGCCGCUCUCCCCCAUACUAUGAUGAGUCUGAGCAGGAGGAUCUGUUUCGAAUCUUUGUGGCGCUCUUCGACUAUGACCCUCUCUCCAUGUCCCCUAACCCUGAUGCAGCUGAUGAGGAGCUCCCGUUUAAAGAGGGACAGAUUAUCAAGGUGUAUGGGGAUAAGGAUAACGAUGGCUUUUAUCAUGGGGAGAUCCGGGGCAGGUCUGGACUUAUUCCCUGUAACAUGGUGUCGGAAAUCCGUGCUGAGGACGAUGCAACCAUGGAGCAGCUCAUGAAACAGGGAUUUCUCCCUCUCAACACUCCUGUAGACAGAAUAGAACAAAAUAGGAGAGGUCGCCACCCAGUGGCCACAAGAAGAAUGGUUGCCCUGUACGACUAUGACCCCAGAGAGAGCUCCCCAAACGUGGAUGUUGAGGCUGAACUGACAUUCUGUGCUGGCGAUAUCAUUGCUGUUUUCGGGGAUAUAGAUGAAGACGGCUUCUAUUAUGGUGAGCUUAAUGGACAUCGGGGCUUGGUUCCAUCCAAUUUUCUCGAAGAAGUGCCUGAUGAUGUGGAGGUCUAUCUGACCGAUACUCCCUCCCACCAUGGCCAGGACGAGCCCAAUCCAGUGCUGGCACCGCGUCCAGAGACCAAACGGGUGCCUGUGGAAAGUACAGUGCCAGCUCCAGCCCCUGGAAGACCCGCCUCUCCCACUGUGCGUCCUAUGCUUCCUGUUGGCCCAGUCAGGCCGCUGAGCCCUGCCAGGGGUCCAAGAGACCUGGCAUCUAAAAAGAAAAAAGGACUGCUCUCUAAGGGGAAGAAACUGCUCAAAAAGUUCUCAAAGUAAAAGUAUGAGUUUGAUUUAAAAUUCAUAUGGCUACAACAGCAUACAGAUUUCUCUGUCAAAAGAGAGACCGCCAAUCCCCAUAAUUUUGUAAAAGUCUUCUGUGGUUAUUUUUUGUCACAAUCUAAACAGCUUUCACAUUAACAUGCCACGUACAUAUCAUGAAAUAGAUCUAAUAUCCAGAUGAAAAGGAAUGACAUAUAUAGACAGUGAGCUUACUAAUUGGCUUUCAGAAUGAAAGCAUCUAUUCAUGCUGUGAGGUAGAGGACAAAGAGACAUUAUUAAAAUUUAAGGAAUUCCUUUUAUUAUAAUUUCCAUAUUUCAAGUCAAAGUGCUGGAUUUUGAAUGAAAUAUUCAAUCUCAUAGAUUUUCAAGUUUGGUAUAGCACUUGGUGAUAAAAACAGU